AAAGGGAGGGGAGAGAGAGAGAGAGAGGUGGAGCCCAGCACCCAUGUGCCCUCCUCCUGUCUCCACCAGCUCCUGCCGCUCAAUCAUUAGACGUCUGUUCCCUCUCUCUCAUUCACUCGCUUACUCACUCACUGUUCACUAACACCCCUCACUCUAUUUCUCUUACUCAAAUCGAAAACCCUCUUUUCCCCUCAAUUCUCAAUUCAACUUGAUAUCACUAACUUCUCACGUAACUUAGAUGUCGAGCUCCGACGGAACCGCCAACGCCGUCAGUAACGGCUCCAUAAUUGACACCCAGCGUCAGGGACCUCAGCAGUUAGCCGUCAAGAAACCGCCGUCCAAGGACCGUCACAGCAAAGUCGACGGUCGAGGACGUCGCAUACGCAUGCCAAUCAUAUGCGCCGCACGUGUGUUCCAGCUCACGCGCGAGCUGGGUCACAAGUCCGACGGUCAAACCAUAGAGUGGCUACUCCGCCAAGCCGAACCGUCCAUCAUCGCCGCCACCGGCACAGGCACCACCCCCGCCAGCUUCUCCUCCGUAUCACUCUCCGUCCGCUCCUCCCCUUCCUCCACCUCCGACCACAAACCCCCCUUGCUCGCUCCCACUCCCUUCAUCCUCGGCAAGCGCAUACGCACCGAUGAUGACUCCUCCGCUUCCGCCAAAGACGAUGCUCUCUCCGUGGGCCCUUCUCUCGUCGGCCCUACUACCCCCUCUGCCCUGUGGGCCCUCCCGGCCCGGCCUGAUUUCGGACAAAUUUGGAGCUUCGCUGCUGCUGCUGCCGCUGCGGCUCCUCCUCCCGAAAUGAUUGUGCAGCCCGCGGCGGUGUCGGUGGCGCAGCAGCAGCAACAGGUUUCUCUUUUCGCUCAUCACCACCAUCAUCAGCAGCAACAACAGGCCAUGGGAGAAGCUUCGGCGGCGAGGGUGGGGAAUUACCUUCCCGGCCAUCUGAAUUUGCUCGCUUCUUUGUCGGGAGGGCAUGGGAAUUCUAGUCGGAGAGACGACGAGCCUCGUUGAUUGCGUCUUCUAUGUGGAAGGUGGUUGAGGAUGGUGGAAGGCGGUGGCGUUUUCUUCGUAUAUAUAUAAUUAUCUCGUGUUGUGACUGUUGCUUUGUUGUGUGUGGAAGGAAAGCAGAAGACUCUUAGGGUUAGGUUUUUCUUGUUAGUUUUGAGUGGUGAAGUCCUUCAAUUAAGGAGUUCAAUUAGGGCUUUUACUUCCUUCUGGUUUGGAAACUUAACUAGGUUUUUAGAAUUGCAAAUUGUUUUAGAUUCUGGGGCUUUGUUGUUGGAGGAGAAAAUGGGAGGGAGAAUGUGAUAAUUGAAUUAGUGAAUUGUGAAGGUGAGAAUUUGCUGCAGAUUGAUGCUGGAAGCGGGUUUGACAACCUUGAUGGGAGCGGUAUGCAAGUGCAUUGUUGUGCUGAAGAGACUUGUCCAUGCUUGGAAUGAUGGAUUGCAUUGCUGCUUCUGUUUCACUUUCGUGGUGGGGAUUUUAGUUUUUGGAUGACUCUGCUAAUUGGGUCUACCAUUUUGGUUGUCGUUGUUGUUGUUAUUGCAAUUGAAGAAGUAAUUAGUGGUUGCAAGCUCGGUUUCUGAGCUGAGUGAAUCGUAGUGUUUCUGAAGUUCAAUUGUCACUCCCACAAUGUUGGAGUACCCUACUUUCCAACAUGGGUUGAGGAUUCGUGUCUCUUGGCUGCUAUUGGGGCAUCUUUUUACAGUGGGCAUGUUGUGAAUUGGGUGCAGCUGCUGGUGAGUUAUGCUUUCUCUCUGUCUCUCUCUUCUCCACUUUCACGCUCCUUGAUGGUCUUUGUUGUUUCAGAGGUAACUGGUGCGUGAAAGACAAAAAAAGCUCUGGUUGUACUCUCUCGUAUGACCUCUUGUUUUGAGAUUUUUAUCUACAAUUCUUAUCUUAGCCAUUUCUUAGAUUGAUCAGCGUGAGAAUAAUGUUUUCUUGUAUGUAAGUGGAUUGUUUUGGGGUGCCAGUGAUGUGAAUAAAAACCCAUCUGUUUUUUUCUUUAUCCUUUCUCUUACUUUUGUCACUUUCUUUGUUUCUAUGUGCACAGCAACUCCUUAUGCAUUGCUGCUGCCAGACUUUACAAUUUUGAAUCUUAUUUGAUUUGAUUCCGUGUGCUCUGUGUUCUUCAAUUCUUGUGGUGAAAUUGGCCUUUUCUGAAUUUAUGUGGCCUAGCCUGGUUCCAUUAUUGUAGCAGUAGGAGUAAAUUCAUUUGGGUGUUUUGAUACCCACCGACCACCAUGUUUGAUUUCGUCGAAGUAUCUUCGGUUUUCUGCUAGUUUGUCAUUUCCGCGGUACUGUUUCUGGGAACUUGUACUCUGGCUACUUCAGUAUUUAAGGAAAGAUAAGGUUAGGUACAGCCUGUAUCCAAGGCUUAAAUAUACAACAAUAAAGAUCUAACAUAGGUGGUAGUAUGGUUACUGUUUUUUAUGUUUCACCAUCGGUUAAACCAAAUAUGGUGUUGGUGCGUUUGAUUCAGCUGUCAAUCUGGGGUUGUUACUGAUAUAAAAACUAAAAUUUUGGCUGAUGUGCUGUAUCUCAAUAAUGGCAUAUUUAAUCUGGUUGUUAUGACUUUGACUUUUAUUGCCACACCCUUGGAAGCUACCAUGUGCCUCUGCACCCUGCCUUAUCUGCCUCACAAAACAAACUUGAACCAUUCCCAGAGCUUAUUUGAAGUGGAAAAAGGAUCACGUGAAGCAUUGAUCUCCUCCUUCCAUCAUAAACAAUUGCUUUCAAUGUGUAACUAAUUUGGGGAUUCUAUUUCAGUCCUCCAAUUUUAAAAUCCCUCUAUAAGAUACAUAGCAUCUUUGAGGCGUAAUUUAACGAAAUUGGAGGUAGGUAAUUGGAUGGAUGACAUGUUGUUUAAUAACUGCACAUGAUAUUUGCAGUGAAAAAUGAUGGAAUUGAAUUGAACUUGUAAAUAUAAUCUCACUUUCUUGGUCCAGUGAGAAAAUGAGUUCUUGGUCAGUUAUUAUUUGAUUGAUAUGGUCAUGCAAUGUGUUUUUAGUAGCCUGAUGUAGCUUAGAGUUAAAUAAAAAAUCAGUACGGGAAGUACUGAAAGGCUGAAUUGAA
Abrus precatorius (Indian licorice) is the source of this 3079-nucleotide messenger RNA. Its product is annotated as transcription factor TCP7-like. The transcript has a single exon. The coding region runs from base 239 to 1015 and encodes 258 amino acids. Gene Ontology annotation, molecular function: sequence-specific DNA binding; DNA-binding transcription factor activity. Gene Ontology annotation, cellular component: nucleus. The record is from RefSeq and is a predicted model, not a curated record. Lineage: Eukaryota; Viridiplantae; Streptophyta; Magnoliopsida; Fabales; Fabaceae.